Molecule: messenger RNA, 1174 nt
Organism: Tetranychus urticae (two-spotted spider mite)
Lineage: Eukaryota; Metazoa; Arthropoda; Arachnida; Trombidiformes; Tetranychidae
Source: RefSeq, a predicted model, not a curated record
AAUUUUGUCUCAACUGAACUAAAACUUGUAAAACUUUCAAGAUGAAACUCUUUUUUAUUGUUUCUCUUUUUGUUUAUUCCAUUAAUGCUGACGAGUAUAUUUCCAGUGAUUUGGAACCAUUAACUGAUGAAAUUAUUAACGCGAUUAAUGCUCUGAACACGAUAUGGAAGGCAGGUAAAAAUUUUGAUGGGUCUAAUAAAAUUGAAAUGGACAAGUUGAUUGUCACUCAUGAAGAAACAUUUAAUCAACAUUUUACCAAUAAAACAUAUUCUACAAAGUUACGAGAACAUACACCGGAAACCUUCGAUGCUCGGGUAGUUUGGCCUAACUGCACUUCGAUUGGUAAGGUUUAUGACCAAAAGAAAGGUUAUCCUUCAUGGAUUUAUGCUGCUGUUGGUUCAAUUGCUGAUCGUCUUUGCAUCCAAACUGGAGCUGAAAUUGACGUUGAAGCUACUGUAGAGCAAAUCAUCAGAUCAAACGGUGGUUUCAACAGUAAAUAUAACAGUGCAAACAUUGGUCAAGCUUUUAAUUAUUGGUCUAAAAAAGGAAUUUUUACUGUAAAAUCAUCCAAAGAUUCAAGUUGCUUACCUCUUUCCUCAAAAUGUAACCAAAAUGACUUCAAAUUAGAUAAGUAUUAUAAAGUUACUGUUGAGUCACCAGAUAUAUGGCUUGACAAGAUGAGAGACAUAAUGGUCAAUGGUCCUUUGCCUGCUUACAUGGAAGUUUAUUCAGAUUUUCCCAGCUACAAAUCAGGUGUCUACCAAAGUGUUUCUCACAGAUUCUUAGGAAUGCAUAAUGUUAAACUGAUUGGUUGGGGAGUUGAAAACGGUGUUCAUUAUUGGUUAGUAACUAACUCAUGGGGCACUGAAUGGGGUAAUGAAGGUUUCGCCAGAAUUCGUAUACAACGGGCUACUUUCGGUGUACAAUCAUCUAUGCCUUCCGUUACAUUCGAGUUGGUAAAGACUCCUUCAGCCAUUCCUAAAUUAUACCAACAAGAUCAACUUUUUUGCUUGGCUUAAAUGUUUAUGUUACAUGAUAUAACGUCUUACUCGAAUUUUAUCAAUGAGAAUUUCAUUAUAAAGGGAAAAACUUUAAGAAGUUCUGUAAGAUUUCGAAAAAAUCAUUCUGAAUACUUUUUUAAAAUAAAAUUUUUAAUUUGCAUUUUAUCUUUUAA